Messenger RNA from Hippocampus comes (tiger tail seahorse), 7283 nucleotides. RefSeq names its product tensin 1a (gene tns1a). Gene Ontology annotation, biological process: fibroblast migration. Gene Ontology annotation, molecular function: protein binding. The transcript has 33 exons. Lineage: Eukaryota; Metazoa; Chordata; Actinopteri; Syngnathiformes; Syngnathidae. The record is from RefSeq and is a predicted model, not a curated record. Gene Ontology annotation, cellular component: focal adhesion. The coding region runs from base 197 to 5002 and encodes 1601 amino acids.
GGCACGUGUCCGGGAUUACGGCUGGUGUUUGGAGUGAGGGGGGCGGGGGAGGCUUUUGACUGAGGAGGUGGUCAAAAGUGUCUGUAUUUGGCGCUCCUUCUUUUGCCUCCGUCCUCUGAGAAGGGGGUGAGGCUGGUAGGUGUUGUGCAGCCAGUGGAAAUGCAAAGUUAGAAAGCAGGCAGAACAGGAGAGAGGAAUGAGCUCCAGCGUACAGGUCACCACGGCGUGUCAAACGAGCACCAACUAUGAGCUUCCUCCCACUCCUCAGCUGCCCUUAAAGCACGUAGAUACUCCGGGGUCAGCCAGGUCCUGCAAGAGUGCCGAAAUAAAGCGAAAGCAGUCACGGAGUCAGAGUAUGGUCCAGGACAUGGAGGAGAGCUAUGAAGUGGACCUGGUCUACAUCACAGAGAGGAUCAUCUCCUUCUCUUUUCCUGCCACUGCCGAGGAGCGCAGCUACAUCGCCCACCUCAAGGAGGUGGCGGCCAUGCUGCGCUCCAAACACGGUGACCACUACCUGGUGCUCAACCUGAGUGAGUUGAGGAACGACCUAGCCGCAUUAAACCCCAAGGUGCUGGAGUUCGGCUGGCCAGACCACCACGCGCCACCGCUGGACAAAAUCUGCAGCAUGUGCAAGGCCAUCGACACGUGGCUCAACGGCGACCAGCACAAUGUCGUGGUGCUUCACAACAAAGGAAACCGAGGUCGGACGGGGGUGGUGGUGGCAGCCUACAUGCACUACAGCAACAUAUCGGCAAGCGCUGACCAGGCGUUGGACAGGUUCGCCAUGAGGCGUUUCUAUGAGGACAAAGCGCUUCCUAUGGGCCAGCCCUCGCAGAGAAGGUAUGUGCGAUACUUUAAUGGUCUUUUGUCGGGACACAUAAAAAUCAACAACAAGCCCCUGUUCCUGCACCACGUCAUCAUGCACGGAAUUCCCAACUUUGAGUCCAAAGGAGGCUGCCGUCCAUUCCUAAAGAUUUACCAGGCGAUGCAGCCAGUCUAUACGUCGGGAAUAUACAACGUGCAGGGAGAUGGCAACACCAGUAUUUGCAUCACCAUUGAACCCGGCCUCCUGCUAAAAGGCGACAUCCUGCUCAAGUGUUACCACAAGCGCUACAGAAACCCCACCAGGGAUGUUGUCUUCAGGGUGCAGUUCCACACGUGCGCCAUCCAUGAUCUGGGAGUGGUGUUUGGGAAGAGCGAAUUGGACGAGACAUUCAAAGAUGACAGAUUCCCCGAGUAUGGGAAGGUGGAAUUUGUUUUUUCUUAUGGUCCUCAGAAAAUCAAAGGCCUCGGCCAUCUGGAGAACGGACCGAGCGUCUGCGUGGACUACAACACUCAGGAUCCUUUGAUCCGUUGGGACUCAUACGAGAACUUCAGUCAUCGCUGUGAGGGAGCCGCGGAUUAUCAGCACGAUGUUGUUCACAGUCAAGGUCCACUUGAUGGAAGCCUGUAUGCACAGGUCCGAAAGAAAGACUCCCUGGAGGGAGUGGUCACCGUCAAUGGCCUCCCAGUCCUUGGAGACCCCCUGACUGCCCCAGAGAACCCUUUGCAACACCCAAACCACCCCCUUCAACCAUCAGAGCAUACCCUUCCUGUAAUAGGCCAUGCCUCUCUCCCCACUGUCGACCACACUCUGUCUGUGAGCAGCGAUUCGGGAAACUCCACCGCCUCCAUCAAGACAGACCGCACAGAGGAACACAGUCAGCCUCUGCAGGGGGGCUCAAACCACAGUAACACAGGAGUAAGUCACCCGUCCCUUAGCCCCCAGGAGAAGAGAGAACUGGAUCGGCUUCUGAGCGGUCUUGAGGAGCCUGUUCAUCAACGACAAGUUUAUUUGUCUACUUCAACCAGUCCGGGAGGCGGUGUCCGGCACCUGGUCCCUGCACAGGUGCAUGUCAACGGGGUUCACACCAGACUUAUUGGUGCCCCUUCCACAGAAGAGCGUGAGACAGAUAUUCUUGAUGACGAGCUUCCCAAUAGCCAAGAGGGCAACAGCGUGGACAGUUUGGGCACACUCUCAUCCUUAGAGGGCCAAGCCACACCAGGUGACCUCUACUAUCACUCACAAGCCCCUGUCAAGAACGACGGCCACCACCUUGAAUCAGGUGUUCUCAGCGAUAAGUUGAGUGUGAUGCCUGUGCACGGACUACAGACACCCACUGCAAUGCAGGAGCGCAGUGCCUCUGUGUCACCAUCGGGGGGAUAUAACAAUUUCCAGAAUGGAAGUGCAAUGUAUCGCUCACAGUCCUUUGGUAACGCGUCUGCGAGAAGUCCUGAGUCCAACCCUAAACUCAUGCCCAGGGCCCCCGAGAGAAGCACCAGUAGCCGGGAGGCUGUUCAAAGGGGACUCAGUACAUGGCACCAGUACAGCCUCCCAGGUGAUCCUUUUGGCCCGCCCCUCCAGUCCACCAAUAGCUUGCCACGUUUUCCGUCCUCAGCUUCACAAAGGGACAUUGAGCAAUCCAUUGAAGCGCUCAACAUGCUAAUGCUCGACCUGGACCCGAUCAACUCCCACAUGUCCAAGUCACACAGUGCUCCCCCUGGAGAAAAUACCUUCAGUUCAUCACCUGUGCCCUUCUCCCAGACACUCACAAGGCCAUCCUACCAAGCUGAUGCGGCCAUCCAUGGCUACAGCUCCUCUGGGUCAUCCAAUAAUACUUUCCAUCAGCCACCACGCGUGACUGUGAGAACUUUUCCGAACCAGAGCCCUCUUUUGGAAUCUCCGGUACACUCCUCUCAAAGGCCCACCCCCAUUUCGCAACACCAAAACACCACGCCGUCACACACACCUGAGCCCUACAUGCACACACAUCAAGCACUGCACCAGUUCCCCUCGGAUCCCUCCACAAAUGUCCAUCCACCGUUGAAGCCUGUGAACUUGAACAUGGUCGGCACGGUGUCCCACUCUCCGGACCUACAGGGAUCAUCUCCCUAUCCGGGCUGCAGUGAAUCCUCCUCUCCACUUCCUGCUCUCACCCCUCAACCUAAGGACACCUCCUUCUCCUCUUUGCCCCAAGAGCAGGAUGCUGAGGUGGGGGCGUUGAACCUAGAGGGCCUGGUUGCUCACCGCAUUGCCGAGUACAACGCUCGUAUCCGUGGCAUCAGUGAAAGCGUAACACCGCAACAGUCUGACCGCCAUCGUUCCUAUUCCUUCUCCGGGGUACGCUCUAGGGCAAUGACCCCAGAAGUAAGCCAGGAGACGGGCCGCCGUAGAACCACCAGUGAGGGUCAGUACCACAGUGGGCUUGACAACAGGCCAGAUGGCCGUUCGACAGACUUCAGCUCCAGUCUGCCCCACAACACAAGAGGAAGACCCGGAGAGGGUACUGUGCACAGCUACCGGGAUGCAUUUGAGGACAGCGAUAUUGAUCGGUUUGUUAGGAACAGCCCUGCUUUGGGAGGCUGUGCUCGUUCCCCACCAGGCUGGUUGUCAGCAGCGGGAAUGAAGGCUAAUCAAAAAUUUGUAUCAGACUCUGCUUCAAGUCAUGGAGAACAAGAUCAUUGUGGUUUUGUGGAAUUUAGAGCACAACAGUUCAGCAGUCCUCUCAACUCCAGCAGUCCUGUACACAGCCCCGAAGGGAGAUAUGGCUCUUCUGACCACAGCUCAGCACCAUUUUAUCCUCACACACACGCCUCCCCUGAUGGCUCCCAGGUAAAUAUCAUGGGUGUCCACACUGUCCCUGGUAGCCCCAACACCCUCCACCGCACAGUGGCCACCAACACUCCCCCAAGCCCUGCCCUCCAAAGGCGCCUGGGCCAAGGCAGUCCUUCACCGGUCAGACGCACCCCUCCAGCAGGUGCCAGCAGGGACGGCAUGCCCUCCAGCCCCUUAAUUGGCCGAAACCCCAAAACAAGUGCAAGUGUGCCACCCGCCAGCCCCCUGAUGGGGCGGCGAGCUGCAGCGGGAGGUCACAGUACCCCAGAUGAGCUGGGGGCCACGUCUCGUCAGGCUCAGCCGCCUUCCACGCCCGCCUUCCCCGUCUCCCCCGAGCUGCCAGUGAAGAGGCACGCAAGCAGCGAAGACGCAGAGAGGAUGGACAGCAAGAACCUCGCAGCCGAGGUUGGAGGGUCAAACUUGACUAGGACAUACCCAGACACCGCCAAGUCCAUCUAUGAUGGUUAUCCGGACAUCAAAAUGAAUGUUAAGUUUGUUCAAGACACGUCCAAGUUCUGGUACAAGCCCGACAUUUCCCGAGAACAAGCCAUUAACGUGCUGAAGGACAGGGAGCCCGGCGCCUUUGUCAUCAGGGACAGCCACUCCUUCCGUGGGGCUUACGGUCUUGCCUUGAAGGUGGCCUGCCCACCACCAACAGUAAAACAAAGCAAAAAAGUUGCUGAUCUGACCAACGAGCUGGUGAGACAUUUCCUGAUCGAAACAAGCCCCAAAGGUGUCCGCCUGAAGGGUUGUGCCAAUGAGCCCUACUUUGGUUGUCUCUCUGCGCUCGUUUAUCAACACUCCAUGACGCCUUUGGCGCUGCCCUGCAAGCUCAUGAUCCCCACCAAAGACCCAAAUGAGGAAGCGUUGGAGCUGGCUACACCCACCGACCCAGUUUUGGAGCUUUUGAAACAAGGAACAGUUCAGAAGGUUCCGGAGGAGUCUUACGCGUCCAACGUGCUUUACAUUAACUCUGUGGAUAUGGAGUCCUUGACUGGCCCUCAAGCCAUUGCCAAGGCCAUCAGUCAGACGCUGGCGACCAAUCCCCAGCCUACCGCCACCAUCGUCCACUGUAAAGUGUCCCCGCAGGGCAUCAUGCUCACAGACAGUCACAGGAAGCUCUUCUUCAGGCGACAUUAUCCACUAAGCACUAUAACCUACUGUGACGCCGACCCCCAGGGCAGAAGGUGGGGCCAAGAGGGUGGUUGUUCACUUAGGCUUUUUGGCUUCGUAGCGAGAAAACAAGGAAGCACAACAGACAAUGUCAGCCACCUGUUUGCCGAGCUGGAUCCUGACCAGCCGGCCUCGACCAUAGUCAGCUUUGUCUCCAAAAUGAUGAGGCGGUGAAACGCAUGUCGGGAUGGCGCCUAUUUUUAAAUCCAUCCUUUUGGUGUCUUUUUGUCUCUGGGAUCCGACGAUCUCCUCUUAUUUUUUUUUUUUAUUCGAUUAAUUUAUAUAUAUAAUUUUUUUUCUGCCUUUCUAGUUUGGCGUAUUGCAAGCAUCUUUCUGUGCAAGAGGCAUUGUGAACUUGUGAGAGGAUGUGCCAAUGUGGGCCUGCAAAUGUGACAAACACGGAGGCCGCUGGACUGAAAUGCGGAGAGGAGAGCGGAUGAAACUGGCAAGUUGGGUGUGAGGACAUGUGAGGCUCGGAUGUUUCAGGGUGUUUUCCCGUUUUUCUUGAUUGAUUUACCAAAGGUGAAUGACGUAGCGAUUAAGCCAUUCUUAUUGUUUCCUUCUGUAAAAGAUGUACCUACGGACACACAGAAAAGAAAAAAAGUACUUUCUUCUUCUUGUUGUCUUCAGGAAAAAAAAAAAAAAACUUGGCCUUGAUGGCUUUUGGCAAAACAUUGUCUGAAGACCUAAUGCAUGUUAACUUGACCUUUAAGCUCGGUUCUCCUACCUUCCAAUCAUCCUUGUGGAGCACUUAGUGUGAGCUUUUCUGGUUCUGCUGUGUGUUAGAAAGGGCUCCGCAGUGAAACGGCGACUGAUCGAAACUGCACAUUACAGACCAGCCCCCCCCACCCCACUCCCCCAAAAAGAAAAAUGGCACACACACUAACACUAAGCUCCGUGCACAUGUGCAUUUUCAUCACUCCCACUACCCCACGCCCACCCACCUCCUUUUCUUGCAAGAUGCUUUACACUGCAAGCAACUGGUGACUUUGACAGAUUGUCCACAGGGUACAGCCCCCCCAGUCAGCCUUGCACCAGGACGCUUGUCACGGAAUGACACUGGAAAGCACCUCCAGGAAGCUGAACCUGGACCUAUGCACUGUUCUAUCUGCAUGCUGUUUUUCCUUCGUAGCGGCAUUCACUGAAAACAUUCUGCGCUGUGUGCCCUCGUAGACACCGAGGCCAUUUGACUUGUCAAAGACCGCAUGAAGUAGACUUUUUUUUUUAAUACUCGAGUCCUCAACAAGAUGUAGACAAACCAUUUUUGAAGUACUCAAAUGAUGGUGGUGCGCUAUAUUUUUAUUUUAAGUGUUGGUCUGACGGAUUUACCUUUGAGUGUACCGGGGGCGGGUCUGUCUCCAUUUUGCUUCCACUGUGUUGUCACAAAUUACAUUUAGAUAUUUUUAGCAGAUAAAAACACAACGUGAGUAUUCACACUGUGCACAGUUCCACACACGCAAGCAUCUACAAGAGGAUAGAUAUAUAUGUACAUAGGUGAACUACUUUGAAAGGUGACUUAGCGAAAUGUAUUUAUUUUUGUUGCUUUGGUCCCUCAUGAGUACUCAUUAUGCAUAUAUUGUACAGUCUAGAUAGAGAAAUGGGUUCAGAAAAAAAAUAUCAACUUAUUUUGGCUAAUGAUUUCAAAGUCUGAGGAUUUUGAAAUGUUUGAAUAUAUGGUGUACAUUAUUUUGUACAUGUAUCUGUUUUGGCUCGUCUUGUUUGUCAUCUUGGCAAAAGCAGUGUAGCGGACUUGCAUGGACAAAAGUGUGCGUGAACAAGAGUUUGCUGGUGGGAAACAUUUAGACCAGAUUGUAGUUGAUAGAACAUUGCAGAUUAAAAAAAAAAAGAUAUGUAAGGAAAAAGAGGCCAAGCUCAAAUGCAAUACAAAAAACAGUGUGCGCCCAUGACAGUUUUGAUUUUUGCCAAAGAGUCACACAAGCUGCUUUUCGUCUUUGCUUCCAAUUUACAUGCAAAACUAAGUUACACAGGGAGGUUUACACUUAUGCACUGAGACAUUGAUGACUCUUCUUUUAACCGUAUGCCCAGAGAAAAAAAUUGCUUGCCGAGUACAUGAAGUACUUAACUUGACAGAGCAGCAGAGAAUCGACAGGAAUUCCACAUACGACAAGCUCUUCCAAGGCUGAAUCAUCAGACCUCCUGGACGGCAAUGGUUUAUUUAUCUUUUUUUAAUUUUUUUCUCCAUGACAGACAUCUUGUUCCACUGUGUUAUAUGGAAGUAGAGCUGUGGAGCUUGCUUCUGUCCAAGAAAGCAUUUUUAUAAAAGACCUAGCAAGUGUCGCUGAAGUCGUUUCAAUUGUAUUAAUGUAAAAAAAAACAAAACAAAAAAAAAAAAGACACUCUGAUUGUGUUUGUGCUUACCAUCUUCAUUUGUCAUGACAGCUUACCUAUGGAGAAGGAAAAAAAAACCCCAUUAAAGCAAUACAAGUCUGUUACA